Molecule: messenger RNA, 5152 nt
Organism: Hibiscus syriacus
Lineage: Eukaryota; Viridiplantae; Streptophyta; Magnoliopsida; Malvales; Malvaceae
Product: transcription elongation factor SPT6 homolog
Exons: 17
Coding region: 168-4925 (1585 amino acids)
Biological process (GO): nucleosome organization; mRNA transcription by RNA polymerase II; transcription elongation-coupled chromatin remodeling
Cellular component (GO): transcription elongation factor complex
Molecular function (GO): nucleic acid binding; histone binding; nucleosome binding
Source: RefSeq, a predicted model, not a curated record
CUUUAUAAUCGGUAGUUUGGAACAGUAGAAGUGUGGGUUUCCCCAAUUAUUUUAGUAGGGUUUUUGUGGAGCAGAUAGCGUUACUGGUUACAAUUUCUAUCGACAAGUCUUUCAAUUUCCCCCUUUUUUUUUCUCUUGUUUUUGGUUGCGCUGAUUCUAUCGGAAGCAUGGGAAGAAAUGUCGUCUCAGAUGAAGAAGAUGAGUUGGAGGUCGACGAGGAAGGAGAGCCCAUUGAAGGAGAAGGUCUCAAUGAACGUGACCCUGACGAGGAGGAUGAGGAUGAUGAAGAAGGUCAAGAUGAGUAUGAGAAUGAUGGAUUCAUAGUUGAUGAUGUGGAGGAUGAAGAGGUAGAUGAAGAUGAAGAGAGGGAAGAUAGCGACGAGGAGAGGAGGAAGAAAAAGAAGAAAAGAAAGAAGAAGGAAGCUGAGGACCUUGAUGAAGAUGACUAUGAGCUGCUCCGGGAGAAUGAUGUUAAUGUACCAAAGGGAAGCAAGAAAUUUAAGCGUUUGAAAAAGGCUCGUAGAGAUUUCGAUGAGGCUCAGUUUGGACUAUCCGAUGACGAGUUUGAUGGAAGCAUGAAGGGGGGUGCAACUGCUGAAGAAAAGCUUAAGCGUACUCUAUUUGGUGACGAUGAUGGACAACCACUUGAAGAUAUUGCUGAAGAUGAAGAGCCCAUAGAAGAGGAAGAAGAUGGAGAUAUGGGUGAAGAAGAUGAAAUGGCAGACUUUAUUGUAGAAGAAGAUGAGGAGCAUGGAGCUUCUGUUAGACGGAAGAAGAUGAAGAAUAAGAAGUCGAGACAUGCACCAGAUGUGUCAUCAUCUGCUUUAAAGGAAGCUAUAGAUAUCUUUGGUGAUGUGGAUGAACUCCUGCUGCUACGGAAACAGGGCUUAGAUUCUGUUGAGCAGAAAGAAGGGAAACUUGAAGAUCAAUUUGAACCUACUGUUCUCUCUGAAAAGUACAUGACUGAAAAGGAUGACCAAAUUCGAAUGACUGAUAUUCCAGAAAGAAUGCAGAUUUCGGAAGAAAGCACCGGCCCUCCUCCAAUAGAUGAACUCAGCAUAAUUGAAGAGAGCACCUGGAUAUAUAACCAACUUAUAAAUGGUGCUGUACCAUUAUUUGGUAUAGAAAGGAAGGAUCAUUUUAUAGACAAGGAUGACAUUAUGAGAUUUUUGGAUCUCACACAUGUGCAGAAAUUAGAUAUUCCCUUUAUUGCAAUGUAUCGCAAGGAGCAGUGCCUUAGUCUGCUACAAGAUCCCGAGCAACACGAGGAUAAUGAUAUUGAUCUGGAUAAAUGUGAGAAAGCUCCUACAAUAAAGUGGCACAGGGUACUUUGGGCAAUUCAGGACCUUGACCGAAAAUGGCUGCUGCUUCAAAAGAGAAAGAGUGGUCUCCAGUCACACUAUAAUAAGCGGUUUGAAGAAGAAUCUCGUCGGAUAUAUGAUGAAACAAGACUUAACUUGAACCAACAGCUUUUUGAGUCAAUUCUUAAAGAUCUCAAGGGUGCAGAGUCAGAAAGGGAAGUCGAUGAUGUUGAUGCCAAGUUUAACUUGCAUUUCCCACCUGGGGAGGUUGGUGUUGAUGAAGGUCAAUAUAAGAGGCCCAAGAGGAGAUCUCAAUAUAGUAUUUGCAAUAAGGCUGGCCUGUGGGAGGUUGCAAGCAAGUUUGGAUACAGCGCAGAGCAACUUGGGGCGCAUCUAUCUCUGGAAAAGAUGGAAGAUGAGUUUGAAGAUGCAAAAGAGACACCCGAGGAGAUUGCUUCAAACUUUACAUGUGCUAUGUUUGAGACUCCACAAGCUGUCCUUAAAGGAGCAAGGCAUAUGGCUGUGGUUGAGAUUAGCUGUGAGCCUUCUGUCAAGAGAUGUGUUCGCAAUAUCUUUAUGGAUCAUGCUGUAGUAUCAACCAGCCCUACUCCUGAUGGAAAAAUAGCCAUUGAUUCUUUCCAUCAGUUUGGCGGUGUGAAGUGGUUGCGUGAAAAACCCUUGAUCAGAUUUGAUGAUGCUCAAUGGCUCCUUAUCCAGAAGGCUGAAGAGGAGAAGCUUCUUGAAGUAACUAUUAAGCUGCCUGAAAAAAAUCUUAACAAUUUGAUUAAAGAAUGUAACGAAAAUUAUCUUAGUAAUGGCGUUAGCAAAUCUGCUCAACAAUGGAAUGAGCAGAGAAAGCUGAUACUACAUGAUGCUCUUUUUGGUUUUCUUUUGCCCUCAAUGGAGAAAGAAGCAAGGUCCUUGUUGGCGAGUCGAGCUAAGAACUGGUUACUUUUGGAGUAUGGCAAGGACUUGUGGAAUAAAGUUUCUGUGGGGCCUUAUCAAAGGAAAGAAAAUGAUGUUAAUUCCGAUGAGGAAACUGCUCCGCGAGUCAUGGCUUGCUGUUGGGGCCCCGGGAAGCCAGCAACCACUUUUGUGAUGUUGGAUUCAUCUGGGGAGGUGCUUGAUGUGCUUUAUACUGCUAAUCUUACAUUGCGGUCUCAAAAUGUGCAUGACCAGCAACACAAAAAAAAUGACCAGCAACGUGUUUUAAAGUUCAUGACUGAUCAUCAACCACAUGUUGUUGUUCUUGGAGCUGUUAAUUUGUCUUGUACUCGUUUGAAGGAUGAUAUCUAUGAGAUUAUUUUUAAGAUGGUGGAGGAAAAUCCUAGAGAUGUUGGGCAUGAAAUGGAUGAGCUGAGCAUUGUGUAUGGGGAUGAAUCUCUACCCCGGCUCUAUGAAAAUUCUAGGAUUUCGUCAGAUCAGCUCCCUGGUCAGUCAGGCAUUGUUAGGCGGGCUGUUGGGCUUGGGCGCUAUCUCCAAAAUCCGUUAGCGAUGGUUGCCACUUUGUGUGGACCAGGGAAGGAGAUACUCUCCUGGAAGCUUAAUCCUCUGGAAAACUUUCUCACAGCUGAUGAGAAGUAUAAUUUGGUUGAACAGGUUUUGGUUGAUGUCACAAACCAGGUGGGCCUUGAUGCUAAUUUGGCUGCAAGUCAUGAGUGGUGGUUUGCACCUUUGCAAUUCAUUUCUGGUCUUGGGCCUAGAAAGGCGGCAUCACUGCAGAGAUCACUGGUAAGAGUCGGAACAAUUUUUACGAGGAAGGACUUUCUGUCUACCCAUGGACUUGAUAGGAGGGUGUUUGUCAAUGCGGUAGCCUUUCUGCGUGUCAGACGAAGUGGGCUUGCUGCCAACAGCAGCCAGUUCAUUGAUUUGUUGGAUGACUCUAGAAUACAUCCGGAAUCUUAUCUUGUUGCCCAAGAGUUGGCCAAAGAUGUUUAUGAUGAGGAUCUUAAGGGCGACAAUGACGAUGAGGAUGCAUUGGAGAUGGCAAUAGAACAUGUUAGGGAUCGGCCUGGUUUGUUGAGAAGGCUUCGAAUUGAUAACUAUCUUAAAAGCAAAAGCAAGGAGCGGCAAAGUAAGAGGGAGACCUUUUAUGAUAUAAAAAGGGAAUUAAUUCAGGGUUUCCAGGAUUGGCGUAAACCGUAUAAGGAGCCAAAUCAGGAUGAGGAGUUCUUCAUGAUUUCAGGUGAAACUGAGGAUACCCUUGCAGAAGGCCGAAUUGUGCAAGCUACGGUACGCAGAGUGCAAGGAGGGCGAGCUAUAUGUGCACUUGAAUCUGGAUUGACUGGGAUGAUUAUGAAAGAAGACUAUGCAGAUGAUUGGAGAGAUAUGGUCGAGUUAUCUGACAGGCUGCAUGAAGGUGACAUACUGACCUGUAAGAUUAAAUCAAUUCAGAAGAAUAGGUAUCAGGUGUUCCUGGUUUGCAAAGAUAGUGAGAUGAGAAGCAAUCGACACCAGCAUGUCCAGAACCUGGAUCCCUACUACCAUGAGGAGCAAAGUAGCCUACAAAGUGAGGAGGAGAAAGCUCGUAAAAAGAAGGAGCUGGCAAAGAAGCAUUUUAAGCCCAGGAUGAUUGUCCAUCCACGCUUUCAAAAUAUUACUGCUGAUGAAGCUAUGGCGUAUUUAUCUGACAAGGAGCCUGGAGAAAGUAUUGUCCGUCCCAGUUCUCGUGGACCUUCUUAUUUGACUUUAACUCUCAAAGUUUAUGACGGUGUUUAUGCUCACAAAGAUAUAGUUGAAGGUGGAAAAGAACACAAGGACGUCACCAGUCUGCUUCGCAUUGGGAAGACAUUAAAACUUGGGGAAGACACUUUCGAAGACUUGGAUGAGGUAAUGGAUCGGUAUGUUGAUCCCCUUGUUUCUCAUCUGAAGGCAAUGCUGAGUUAUCGUAAGUUCAGGAGGGGAACUAAAGCAGAGGUUGAUGAGCUUUUAAGGAUUGAGAAAUCAGAGUAUCCUAUGAGGAUUGUGUAUUGUUUCGGCAUUUCUCAUGAACAUCCAGGCACUUUCAUUCUUUCUUAUAUACGGAGUACAAAUCCGCAUCAUGAGUAUGUCGGCUUAUAUCCCAAGGGAUUCAAGUUCAGGAAAAGGAUGUUUGAGGACAUUGAUCGUCUAGUUGCAUAUUUCCAGAGGCAUAUUGAUGAUCCACAACAGGAGUCGGCUCAAUCAAUUAGAUCAGUUGCAGCGAUGGUACCAAUGCGGAGCCCUGCUGCUGGAGGUUCUGCAGGGGCAUCUACUGGUGGUAGUUGGGGUGGUUCAACCAAUGAAGUUGGUUGGAGAGGCCAAUCUUUUGACAGGGGUCAAUCUUCCACCCCAGGGUCAAGAACAGGCCGAAACGAUUACAGAAAUAGCAGUAGCCGAGAUGGGCAUCCAAGUGGUGUACCACGGCCCUAUGGUGGGCGUGGACGUGGUAGGGGUUCAUACAACAGCAGCAGAGGUCAUAACGAGGGGCAGGAUUCAUCAUACAGCGAAACUACGAAACGGGAUUCAGUUAACAAGAGAGGAGAAGAUAGCUGGGGUAAUUUCCCAGGUGCUAAAGUUCAAAACUCUCCAGGUAGGGAAGCUUUCCCUGGUGGCUGGAGUGGUAGUGCUGGAACCGAAAGUGGAAGUGGGAGUGUUUGGCAAUGACUGACGAUGACGAUUCGUCCACAAACGUAACCACCGUGGCGUAGGUGGUUGGUGAAGACUGAAGAGGUGAGCAAUGUAUAACCUUGGUAGGUGCAGGGUUUGGUUUUGAAUUAAGUGUUGGAUUUGCUGACUGAAUAAUACAUUGAAAACAUGUACUUCAUAGCAUGUAUAUGUAAUGUUAUCCAUGUACCGAUUAAACGCUUGAGUGACUAAAUGACAUGUUGAAU